Molecule: messenger RNA, 741 nt
Organism: Topomyia yanbarensis
Lineage: Eukaryota; Metazoa; Arthropoda; Insecta; Diptera; Culicidae
Exons: 1
Coding region: 1-741 (246 amino acids)
Biological process (GO): DNA integration
Molecular function (GO): nucleic acid binding
Source: RefSeq, a predicted model, not a curated record
AUGCGCACUAUCUCCGCCCUCGCCACGAUCGCUAUCUUGCGUGGUCUAUUUGCUCGGCUGGGAAUGCCUACUCUCGUGGUGAACGACAACGGGACGCAGUUCACAAGUGCGGAGUUUGUAGAAUUUUGUGCAAUGAACAGCAUUCAGCACGUAACGACCGCACCAUACCAUCCACAAUCCAAUGGCCAAGCGGAGCGAUUUGUGGACACCUUCAAGCGGGCCAUCAAGAAGAUCAGAGAGGGGAGAGAUACAAAAAAUGCAGCUUUGGACACUUUCCUUCUCACUUACCGAAGUACACUAAACCGUUCGGCACCGGAGGGGAAAUCACCGUCGGAGGUAAUGUUCAGUCGCAAACUUCGAACUUGUCUCGAACUACUGCGCCCGCCCGCUGCGUGUGCUCCAGCUACCGAGUCAGCCGAUAACAACAAACAUAGGUUCUUUAACCGAGCUGAUCCUGUCUUUGUUCAGGUGCACGUGCGAAACAGCUGGAGAUGGGCCUCUGGCGUGGUUGUUGAGCGCAUCGGUACCGUGAUGUACAACGUGUGGGUCGAAGAACGUCGUAUGCUGCGAUCUCACAUCAACCAAAUGCGCAGCCGUGCCGGUCUAACACCAACCGUCGGGCAACCCGUUGCCCUUGGACGUCCUUUUGGAAGCAUGGAAUCUGCCGCAGUCACCACAAGUGCAACCUUCUUCACCAUCAGUAUCGGCAAGCACAACGCCUAUGCAGAUGUCGCUCGAUAA